Messenger RNA from Pogona vitticeps (central bearded dragon), 1716 nucleotides. NCBI's taxonomy places the organism in Eukaryota, Metazoa, Chordata, Lepidosauria, Squamata, Agamidae. The record is from RefSeq and is a predicted model, not a curated record.
CCAGCCUCAUCCACAUAAAGCAAAGAUAUGCAUGUGGAAAUAUCUAGAUGUUCACUGUAUGGAUCUCAUCAACGAGACCCAAACCACCGAUGAUUUGAAGAGCCUUCUUGCAGAGCUCCUGAAUCUGCAGGAUUUCCACUCCAACCCACGGUCCGCUAUCUUACUGGAUCUAUAUUUCUACACCAUCCAGUUCAGCCGGGAGCAGAGUUUCAAUCGGGAACAGACCUCAGCCUUCUUCUCAAUCGUGAAGGACGUACAUGAGGCUUGUGUGGAAACACCCCUGCCCAAUGUGGAGGAAUGCUACAACUAUUUCUCCGAACUGGUUUUCUGCCACUCUAUUCGGAGACCCCCCUUCAGCAUUGAUCUCUUCAAUCAGGACCAGCUGGUGCUUAUCACAGAUUACAUGAUCAACACCUACUUUCGCCACUACAAACUUUAUAAAUAUGCUUUCACACCACAGGUGCGACUGGACAUCUCAUUUACCUAUAUUGGGAUGCCUGAACCAGAGGCUAAAGAUGAAGAACCAAUGGCUGAGAGUGUAGAAGGAGGUUUGUCACCUUUGGCGGAAGAAACAGAGCAGACACUGGUUACACCUGAAGAAAGUCCAACUGCUGCCCUGCGGGAGUACAUCUCAACCCAGCUCACCCAGGAGCUGGCUCAGCUGCGCCUUUCGGUAGAACAACGUCUAAAGACCACAGAAGAGCAGUUCAAUGCCAAACUAGUCCAACUGGAGAAGGGGAGUGGUUCUGGCAAGGGAAGCAAUAAAGGCAAGAAAAAGUGAGCAAGCUCGGAGUGGAGAAGAGAAUAAGAGGAAACCUGAUUUAGAUUAGAACCUGUUUACUUUGCCUUUGGAGCUCUCAAAGAUCAUUAAGGAUCCAUUCAUAAACCAUGCCAUAGAUGAGAGGCAAGGAGGGUAAAGAGAGCUUGUGAUAAUACUUUCAGACCAGCGAUGGGCCACUUGUGGCCCUCCAGAUGUUGGCCUAUAACUCCCAGACUCCUUCACCAUUGGCUAUGCUGGCAAGGGGCAGACGGGCGUGGUAGUCCAACCUUAGGAGGUUCACAAGUGACCUACUCAGGUUGGAGAGCAGGCAGCAGAUGGAUUUCUCAGUCUUUUAGAGUGCAGAGUCAUUUGUGCACAAUCCCUAGAGAUACAUCUCUAUUAGAAAAUGCUAGGUACAUGCUGUGAAUAUGAUGUGAAAUCCUAAUAGCUAAGAUAUUAAAGAGCCUUCGAACCAAUCAGCAGUUCCUCUCUCCAGUUUCUGAACCUGGCCUUUUCUUCAGCACCUAAACUGUCUUGUAAAACUGUUGUGUGGCUGGAAACCUUUCCCCCUCAACUACCAGGAUUCCUGAACAUUAGGAGCAUCAUCUGGAAUGUGGUUGUGCAAGUAGCAAAACAGCAGCCAGGUGGUCCUUGAGACUGAGGUGGGCCAACUGCGGCACUCCAAAUGUUGGGCUCCAGCUUUGACCCACCCUAGCCAGCAGGGCCAACAGCAAGAGGGGAUGGGAGCUGCAGCUCAAUGACAGCCAGAGGGCACCAGGUUGCCUUCCUCUGUAUUUUUUAAUGGAGUGGCUACCAAGUGAAACUGUGCUGGUGGCUUUUUCCAGACUUUCCUUUAAGCUCAGUUCAGCUUAAUGUUGUGCAAAUUCUGGAGCCAUGUACACACUCUCUGCUCAUCCAGCAUUACUAUCACAACACCACCCCCUCCCUGCCCUCCU